AAUUUCAAGCAUUAUUUUUGACAACUGCCUUCUGCUGAAUGUUCACUGGGUGAAACUGAAGGUCCUCAGAAGAAAUAAAUCAAGAAGAACCUGUGCCUUACGUCCUUCCCAGCUGCUGUGGAUGGCCCUGACUCUCUUAACUGCCCUUCCCAGUAGGAUGUCACUGAGAUCCCUCAAAUGGAGCCUUCUGCUGCUGUCUCUCCUGAGUUUCCUCGUGAUGUGGUACCUCAGCCUUCCCCACUAUAACGUGAUAGAGCGUGUGAACUGGAUGUACUUCUAUGAGUAUGAGCCAAUUUAUAGACAAGACUUUCGCUUUACACUUCGAGAGCAUUCAAACUGCUCUCAUCAAAACCCAUUUCUGGUCAUCCUAGUGACCUCGCACCCCUCAGAUGUGAAAGCCAGGCAGGCCAUUAGGGUUACUUGGGGUGAAAAGAAGUCUUGGUGGGGAUAUGAGGUUCUUACAUUUUUCUUACUAGGCCAGCAAGCUGAAAGGGAAGACAAAAUGUUAGCGUUGUCCUUAGAAGAUGAGCACCUUCUUUAUGGUGACAUAAUACGACAAGAUUUUUUAGACACAUAUAACAACCUGACCUUGAAAACUAUUAUGGCGUUCAGGUGGGUAACUGAGUUUUGCCCCAAUGCCAAGUACAUCAUGAAGACAGACACUGACGUUUUCAUCAAUACUGGUAAUUUAGUGAAGUAUCUUUUAAAUUUAAACCACUCAGAGAAGUUUUUCACAGGUUAUCCUCUCAUUGAUAAUUACUCCUACAGAGGAUUUUACCAGAAAAACCAUAUUUCAUACCAGGAGUAUCCUUUCAAGGUGUUCCCUCCCUACUGYAGUGGGCUGGGUUAUAUAAUGUCCAGAGAUUUGGUGCCAAGGAUCUAUGAAAUGAUGGGUCAUGUAAAACCCAUCAAGUUCGAAGAUGUUUAUGUCGGGAUCUGUUUGAAUUUGUUAAAAGUAGACAUUCAUAUUCCAGAAGACACAAACCUUUUCUUUUUAUAUAGAAUCCAUUUGGAUGUCUGUCAACUCAGACGUGUGAUCGCAGCCCAUGGCUUUUCUUCCAAGGAAAUCAUCACAUUUUGGCAGGUUAUGCUAAGGAACACCACAUGCCAUUAUUAACUUUAYACUCUACCAAAAAUCUAGAGAAGGGCAGGAUGCUUUGUGGAAAAGUCUUAAAGUUGGUGCUGUGGAGAACUCAUGGAAAAGUCAGUGUGCUGGCUCACACUGAACUGAGAUCAUGGAGAACCCGUAGAUUGGAGGGCCACACAYUACUAGUGAUUUAUUUUGACAAAAUUCAAGUCAAUUCCCUUAAAAGUGGUAUUCAGAGGAAUUAAACGUCUUAUAGAGGAAUCAGGUUUUUGCCUGAAAGUUAAUAGGGCCAAACAUUGAACAUGUCAUUCUAUAGACUAGAAUUUCUUAAAAGGGUUUCCUUAAUUAUAAGCUCAUUAGUCCGUAACAGCAAAGCAGUGUGGAGUUCUAUUUAUUGAACAGUUUAGUCACUUAAGGGUUUAAUGUGUAUCUUACAUGGGUUACCAAUUUUUAAAAACUAUAUAGUUAUGUGUAAAAAAAAAACUUCACUGACAUUAUACUGAACAAAAUUAAUUAUAUCUGKUUUUGGUCAUUCAGAAGGCACUUAAAGAUGUUGCGGUAUUUUGGAGUUACCAGUUAUUAUUUAAUGUUACUUCAAACUUYCUGGGUGUUUAAAUGUUAUUAUGGUGGUUUCAAUACUGUAUAAUAGAAUAGUGAAUCAAUUUUUAUAUUUGAGCUUUGUUCCAGUUACUUCAUUGAUCAGUUUAUUAUUGAUAGCCCCAUUAAUGUGAAAGUCAUAGGUCAUUUAUUGAGUAUCAGUACUCUGUUGGACUUCAUUUUAUAUUUUACUGUGGCAAUGUAAAGAAUAAUUAAAGCAAGAAAAUCUGA
This is a messenger RNA of Urocitellus parryii (Arctic ground squirrel), 1915 nucleotides long. NCBI's taxonomy places the organism in Eukaryota, Metazoa, Chordata, Mammalia, Rodentia, Sciuridae. The record is from RefSeq and is a predicted model, not a curated record.